GUCGCUCUCUGGGUAUUUGAACCGCGCUUCCGCCAUCUUUCCAGCGCCCAGUCGCUGAGGGGAGAGGCACGGAGAGGAGCCGCGGGAAAGACCCAGCAUGGCCGCCCAAGGAGAGCCCCAAGUGCAGUUUAAGCUUGUCCUGGUUGGUGAUGGCGGUACUGGCAAAACAACAUUUGUAAAACGUCAUUUGACUGGUGAAUUUGAAAAGAAGUAUGUAGCAACGCUGGGUGUUGAAGUUCAUCCUCUGGUGUUCCAUACUAACAGAGGUCCCAUUAAAUUUAAUGUAUGGGACACAGCUGGCCAGGAGAAAUUUGGUGGCCUGCGAGAUGGCUAUUACAUUCAAGCUCAGUGUGCCAUCAUAAUGUUUGAUGUAACAUCAAGAGUUACUUACAAGAAUGUACCUAACUGGCAUAGAGAUCUGGUACGAGUAUGUGAAAAUAUUCCUAUAGUGCUGUGUGGCAACAAAGUGGAUAUUAAGGACAGAAAAGUCAAGGCAAAAUCCAUCGUCUUCCACAGGAAGAAGAAUCUCCAGUAUUAUGACAUUUCAGCUAAGAGUAACUACAACUUUGAGAAGCCUUUUCUCUGGCUUGCUAGAAAGCUAAUUGGAGAUCCUAACUUGGAGUUUGUUGCCAUGCCUGCUCUUGCACCACCAGAAGUUGUUAUGGACCCAGCACUGGCAGCACAGUAUGAGCAAGACUUACAGAUUGCUCAAACCACUGCACUGCCAGAUGAAGAUGAUGACCUGUGAGGAAUGAAGCUGGAGCCCAGCGUCAGAAGUCUAGUUUUAUAGGCAACUGUCCUGUGAUGUCAGUGGUGCAGCGUGUUUGCCACUUUAUUAUCUAGCUGAGCAGAACAUGUGCUUAAUCUUUGGGAUGCUGAAAGAGCUGAAUGGGCUUCGGAGUGAAUGUGGCAGUUUAAAAAAACUUCAUAUUUUGGACCUGCAUAUUUAGCUGUUUUUUGGACUGCAAUUAUUUCCCCUUUGAGUUUCAAAUAUAAGACUGCUGCAGUCACAUCAGAGUAUUAAAUGGUAAAUCUUGUUUCUGUCAUUCCCAUUCUUUUUUGUUUAGAUAAUAAAGUUGUAUUUCAAAUAUCUCUAAGCAAGUGAACUUUUAUGCAUUGCUAGGAAUAAUUCUUCAAAAAAUGUCUUCUGCCCUUCAGUUGAGGCUAAUAUUUGGUUGUCUACUCUAUCUCUCCUUUUCCUCUAUUGCUCUUCUGCACACCCUUUCCCCUGUGUUUCUUGUUAUGCUGCUCUUACUAAGUCAGAGCUGACAGUUAUCCUUCCCUGUAUUUCCUGAAGCCUGUAGUUAAGCACCUGAGGAGAGCUGGAUUAACUGCCAGGUAAAACUAAAGCAGUGAGCACUUGACUGGUAAGUGUGACUGAAUCAACAAAUAAGGAUAAACUGUCCCCUACAAAUGGGCAAUUCUUGCAAUCUGCAGGGUUUCUUGAGUAGUUCAGCUUGCAUAUGCUACCUUUAGAUAUAUUCUCUGAACUCUAAUUUACAAUAUGUUCUGUAACAUGCCUUCAGAGCUCUGCAUUUUAGUAGCCUGAAACAAAUGACAUCUAGAUCUGUUAAGUGAUGUAAAGCUUUAUCUUUGCAUGGAACAUCAUUCAGUAGAGCUAUAGCUGAUUAAAAAAUUCUACUCAAUUCACUAAUUAGAAAACAGUAGUUGAGCUAAAAAGCUCUUGGUUACAAAACAGCAUAUUAACUAAAACCACACUUGUAUAAAUAGCAAGACUUUACUGUAACUGCACCAAGUUCUUAAUUUGGAACUCUAGCUUAUUACAGCACAAAUGGUGGAAAAUGUCAACUUUUAACACUAUCUUGUAGAAAUUAAUCUUGGUCAAUAUUAGUACUGCUAGUAAACAGAAUAUAAGUUUAAGAUUCCAUUUUUCAGUAGUGUUUGAGUACAUGAAGCCUUGAACUCUUCAGUUUUGUAUUUUGGUUUAUUAAUAAAGUGAAGCAUUUCAUUUAUUCCUCUUAAUUUGCAUGUUUGUGUACAUAACUCCUGCUACUUGAUUAUUUCUUAAAUAACACUUCAACCAUUCUGAUACGUGGUUGCAAGAGAGUGAAGUAUGAACAUCUAAGUUCUGUAUUGCUUAACUAGUUAAUGUGAGUUAUGGUAUUUAGAACCUGAAACUAACUAAUGAGGAGUACUUUAUCUGCUACAAAGUAAAAAGACCCAACUCCCACUUAAAACAUUCUGUUGAAUCUUGCUGCAUCGCCUUGCUUGAACUUCGUAUUUUGGGUUUGUGUCUGUAGUCCCUAAUUUACCUAUGUGUACUGUGGCUAAUAUUACUAGCUUGAUCAUAUGCUGCUGCUUUACUAGGUGCAGUAGCUCUUUUCCUUUAAGUUGUCAUGCUUCUGAGAACAUUGCUUUGAAAGUGCAGGUUGUAAUAAUUCUGUAGUGUUAACUCCUUAAAAGAAGUUGCAUUUUUUCUCCUUUUAUUUGUAUUCUCUGACAGUGUAUGCAUUUAUGCUGUGGUAUCUACAACUCGCCUGCAGUACUCAGGUGUAAAACUGCUGAGGUUUUUGCUUUGUAACCUUAAUCCUGCCAACUCCACAAAAACUACUCUGAUGUAGGUGGUUAUACUUGGCCUGCUGUAGUGUAAUCUUUGUAGUUUACAAUGUUUUGAGGGUGUGAUUAAGUCCACUAGUUUACAGCUUUAUAUUCAGUUUGUAUCCAGAACCUGUUAACUAUUGAUUAUAAAUAAUGGCAGUAGUCUUGGUUGGCACGUGUGCAAAUUCCUUUCAGCUGUAGUUCCUUAUCUAUAAUACUUCAGAAGACUCAGAGCUGCAGACAACUUUCAGUAGCUGUCCAACAAUCUUUUUAAAUCUAUUUAAGUAAUGAGGAAAAUUAAAAUUUGCCUAUAAGUGCUUCUGUGCCAAAUAGUCGCAUCAGUGUAUAGUUAGUGCAACUGAACCCAUGAGACUAUUCCUUGCAAUGCUCACUGUUCUACUUGCUUGAUUGUUAGAUGUGUGCAUGGUUGGGUCAUGAUAAAGGUAGUAUAUACUAUGUUCUUUAUACCUCAGUUGUUUGUGCAUUUGCAUGUGCUAAGGUGUUUAGUUUCACAGCUCUAUUUUCCUACUGGAGACCUUACUGUAUUCAGUUUUUGCAAGCAGGAGGAGGUGUUGGAAUGUUUACUGUUCCUGCUUCCAUGAUGAAGGCUUGAGGGCUUCAACUGUGAGUCCAGAGGCUUGUAUUAGAAAAGGAAUUGGGAAAUUGGUGCAUGUUCAAACUUGAACAUAAGGCAAAAGCAUCAGUUAAGAAACUGGUAGAGGAAGUAUUUCACUGCUGUAACCACGUAUUAUUACUAUACCUUUUAAGUGAAAGGAGCAUUAAAGGCCUGUUUAGGAAAAAUAAGGUUGUCCAUGGUAGAUCUCUGAAGAUCUCAACAGGAGGUUUUUAAUGGAGAAAUUCCUCUAAUCUUCUAGUUAAAAUAUGCUGCUUCAUCUACAGCAACUGGAGUGCCAUGCAGCAGGAGGGUCAAAGUCUGCCCCUUUUGCUUUUGAUAUAUAAGUUGCAGUACAACAGAACAUAUUCUCAUCUCAGACAUGGUUUUUCUCUUGCCUUUUUUUCUGUUAGUCUUGAACUAAACUGGUGGAAAAAGUGCUGAGACAAACUUCUCUUCUGCCUUUGCCUUCCUAACAUGCAAUCACAGCUUGGCUAAAGUCAGCUGCUUUCCUGACCUGGAUUGAUAGUACUAAUCAGUUCUCUUGCCUGAGCUUUGGCAACAGUAAAGUAGGACCUUUGUAAAGCCUCUACAGUAGGACUGAUACAGCUGUCUUACAAACAACUGAGAAACAAUCUCCUAUGCUUCGCUUGUUUUUAAAUUGGUACUUCAUAAGCUGGUUUUUUUUUCCUGUGCUAAAAGACUUAAUUUAAGAAUGUUUGUUUUUCUUAGCACAAGCUAGUUAUAUGAAUAUCCCGUAAGUCUUUCUGUGCAUCCUCAAGCUUUGUCUCUACAAAUAGCCAGAAUCAGUAAACAAACUGAGGACAAA
Molecule: messenger RNA, 4001 nt
Organism: Rhea pennata
Lineage: Eukaryota; Metazoa; Chordata; Aves; Rheiformes; Rheidae
Gene: RAN
Product: RAN, member RAS oncogene family
Exons: 7
Coding region: 98-748 (216 amino acids)
Biological process (GO): ribosomal subunit export from nucleus; protein import into nucleus
Cellular component (GO): cytoplasm; nucleus
Molecular function (GO): GTP binding; GTPase activity
Source: RefSeq, a predicted model, not a curated record